Messenger RNA from Malassezia japonica, 1005 nucleotides. RefSeq lists its product as uncharacterized. Gene Ontology annotation, cellular component: cytosol; cytoplasm. Gene Ontology annotation, molecular function: thioredoxin-disulfide reductase (NADPH) activity. The transcript is spliced from 3 exons. Bases 1 to 1005 code for a protein of 334 amino acids. Gene Ontology annotation, biological process: removal of superoxide radicals; cell redox homeostasis. The record is from RefSeq and is a predicted model, not a curated record. Lineage: Eukaryota; Fungi; Basidiomycota; Malasseziomycetes; Malasseziales; Malasseziaceae.
AUGGCACCUAUUAACACGGAGAACAACGACGCUCCUGCGCAGAAGAUCCACAACGUGGUGAUCAUCGGCUCCGGCCCUGCUGGUCACACGGCCGCCAUCUACCUGGGGCGUGCCAACCUGGAGCCCCUCAUGUUCGAGGGUAUGCUUGCCAACGGCGUUGCUGCCGGUGGUCAGCUCACGACCACGACCGAUGUGGAAAACUAUCCCGGCUUCCCGGAUGGCAUCGGUGGUUCUGAACUCAUGGAGAAGCUGCGCGCUCAGUCGCAGCGCUUCGGCACCGACAUCAAGACGGAGACCAUCUCGAAGGUCGACCUCUCGAGCCGUCCCUUCAAGAUCUGGCGCGAAUGGGCCGAGGACGAGGGUCCGAUCCUUACGCAGACUCUGAUCCUGGCCACGGGUGCGCUUGCCAAGCGCAUGCACCUGCCCGGUGAGGAGACCUACUGGCAGAACGGUAUCAGUGCGUGCGCCGUCUGUGACGGUGCUGUCCCCAUUUUCCGCAACAAGCCGCUGGUCGUGAUUGGUGGUGGUGACUCUGCCUGUGAGGAGGCCACCUACCUGACCAAGUACGGCAGCCACGUCUACGUGCUGGUCCGUCGUGACGAGCUCCGUGCGAGCAGGAUUAUGGCCAAGCGUCUCCUGUCGCACCCCAAGGUGACUGUGCUGUUCAACACGGUGGCCACCGAGGCGAAGGGUGACGGUGAACUCCUGACUGCUGUGCGCACGAAGAGCACCACGACCGGCGAGGAGAAGGACCUCGAGGCCAACGGUCUGUUCUACGCGAUUGGCCACAUCCCUGCUACCUCGGUGGUCAAGGGCCUGGUUGACCUUGACGAGGACGGCUACGUGAUCACUAAGCCCGGUACUUCGCAGACUUCUGUGCACGGUGUCUUUGCCGCUGGUGAUGUUCAGGACAAGAAGUACAGGCAGGCGGUUACCUCCGCCGGCACGGGCUGCAUUGCUGCUCUCGAGGCGGAGAGGCUCCUUGCUGAGGAGGAGGCCGAGUAA